This is a messenger RNA of Amoebophrya sp. A25, 598 nucleotides long. Lineage: Eukaryota; Dinophyceae; Syndiniales; Amoebophryaceae. The record is from the annotation of a GenBank genome assembly.
CAUUGAUACAAGCACACGAAGUAGAGCUACAAGCUUCGACGUGGAAACCAACAAGCUGAACCAACCUAACAAGGUCGUGAACAACAACAAUUAUACAGCAGGUGGAAAGAGCACCAACUUGUUUCCACCUGUGCACCAAGUGGAUCUGAAUUCGAAUUCGAGCACGAGUGAUUAUCCAACUACGAUUUUGGGUGGGGUCGAACUGGCCUCCAACAAAACUCCAAGCCCUGCACCAAUGAAACCCGCUUCCCCCGCAACGGGAAUCCGCGGAGCAGGGCCUCCCUUCUUGGAGUUGCCGCCAGUAGUUGUCGUUGCUCCAUCAGUUGGAAUAAGACAAAACUACAACUAUGCAAAACUGGACGUGACAGGAGAACAACAAGAGCGGAGAAAUUACCUUGCUCGGCUACAAAUGCUAGUACAAGAAGAAGAAGAAGCGGAAGAUGAUGAUCCUGAAGGCCGUGACCAAGUGAAUUGGAUGAAAAAUAACGAAGUCAAAAAUUGGAUGAAGCAGCCUCAACAAGAACAAUGCGGAGGUGCUAAUUAUCAACGUCCUUUGUCACCUGUUCCAAACAACAGCACUCGUCUUCCUCCAGUAGAG